Boleophthalmus pectinirostris (great blue-spotted mudskipper) is the source of this 2032-nucleotide messenger RNA. RefSeq names its product solute carrier family 17 member 9-like. Lineage: Eukaryota; Metazoa; Chordata; Actinopteri; Gobiiformes; Gobiidae. Gene Ontology annotation, molecular function: transmembrane transporter activity. Bases 215 to 1573 code for a protein of 452 amino acids. The transcript has 13 exons. The record is from RefSeq and is a predicted model, not a curated record. Gene Ontology annotation, biological process: transmembrane transport.
AGAAGUUUUAAAUUAAUUGAACCUUAAAUUCCCUGCGCUGGACUGUCCGGACAGGCGCUGCGCUGGCUUUUGCAAAUAUGAACCAAUGCUGCGAUGAUUUGUUGGAACAGGUCUUACCUGUCUGGCCACUUUUCCCGAGGAAAUGAGUCGGAGUUGGAUCCCGGUUCUGUGGACGACAGCGGCAAAGGGAACGUAGAGGAGGCACGGACUUUCCAUGGCUGUCAUUUCAGCACAAAAUGAACACAACAAUGGAUUUAACUACUUUCUUUUGGAGUCAGGCAAUUUGAAGUCAAAACCGUCACAAGAGGGUCAAACAUUAUGGCCCAGAUCACUGGCUCGAAAAUGGUUUGUGGUGCUGUUCCUGGGCACCUGCCUCCUGUACUGUGCGCGGAUGGCCAUGCCGAUCUGUGCCGUCACCUUGGCGUCCACUUUCCACUGGACAAAGAUUGACACUGGAGUUGUACUCGGGGGCUUCUUCUGGGGCUACUGUAUCACUCAGAUCCUGGGAGGAUACGUCAGUGACAAGAUUGGUGGAGAGCGCGUUCUGUUAAUGUCUGCAGCCUCUUGGGGUCUGAUCACCGCUGGGACCCCCCUUGUGACCCGGUUCUCCUCUCACGCCCUGUUUCUCAUGACAGCCGCACGUUUCCUCAUGGGGCUGUUACAAGGUGUGUUCUUUCCCUCUUUGGCCAGUUUGUGUUCACAUCGUGUGGUAAAGGCAGAAAGAGGAUUUUUGAUGAGCAUUUUGCACAGUGGCACUUAUCUUGGAACAUUAGUGGCUGGUGGUCUGGGUUCAGUCAUGCUGCAGAAUUAUGGGUGGGAAUACCUGUUUUAUUGCACUGGUUUUGUCAGUGGCCUUUGGGCGUUCCUGAUUUGGUACUUUCUAGUAAAAGGCAGAGAGCUUCCUAAACAGAAGCAAAGAGCAAAUGGUCCACAUCAGUCAAAAACACGUUGGUUAAGUUUCAUAAAGAAGUCAUCGGUUUGGUCCAUGAUGAUUGCUCAUACAUGUGCAGCCUCUACAUUCUAUACUUUGUUGUCAUGGCUGCCAACUUAUUUUGAAGAGUCAUUUCCAAAUGCAAAGGGAGGGGUGUACAAUACUGUCCCAUGGAUAGCUGCUAUCCCUGCCAGUCUGUUUGGAGGUUAUGCCUCUGAUUUCCUCAUAACUAAAGGAUACCCGGUUGUGUAUGUGAGGAAGUUCAUGCAGGCAAUUGCUAUGGGAAUCCCAGUGCUAUUCAUUUUACCCAUGUCUAAUACUAUCACAUUAUCAACUGCUGUCACACUCACCACUGUGGCUAUUGCAGCGACAACCUUUACCAGUGGUGGUGUGGCUGUGAAUGUACAGGAUCUCACUCCAUCGUGUGCUGGCGCCCUCUAUGGUUUCAUGAAUAUGAUGGGUGCUUUAUCAGGGGUGGUGACGGUAUCUCUUUCCGGAUACCUGAUUGAAGUGACUCAAACGUGGGCUACAGUCUUCUCCCUAGUGGCCUUAAUAAACUUGUCCGGUUUGGGGGUCUACUUGAUUUUUGGAGAUGCUCAGCGCCUCGACCAGCAUAGCUACAGCCCUGUCACUGUGAUAUGAACACUGCCCACACCUCUAUGAAGACGAAAACUGCUGAGUGCUUUCAGUUUUCUAACAUGAUUAUAUUGUUACACAAAGUGUUUACAUUUGAAUAUCCUCAUUUUUUUUGAGGGAAUUGUUUAAAAAGACUUUAAUAUAAUUACAUUUAGCAAACUGGAGAUAUAUUUGUAAUGCUAUUUUAUUGUUUUAUACGAUAGCAAAAAUAAUUUAUAAUGACCAAAAGAUGAUGUGUUUAUCAGAGACAGUUUCUCAUUGUACUUUGUUUUAUUUGCUCAUGUGUUAUUAUGUAGAAGGAAAGACCUGCACAGUCUCUCCACUUAUGACUUUGUGGACUCAGCACAGAGGCCCAGUCAAGGAGGUGCCUUGUUAUGAAAAGUGACUCAUGUCAAUGUAGGACAUACAGCAGUGUUAUUUCAAUAUCCACUCUCUUGCCUAUGCAUGAAAAAAUAAAACAUUAUG